AUGAUUCAUACAGCACUUCGUUCAUAUAAUGCGCAGAAGCAAUUAUUUCUUGCAACAAACUAUUCCGGAUUUUCGAAAUCACCAAAAGAGAAUCGAUUUGUAAUUAAACAAGAGACAUUUGGAGAUGACGCUUAUUUCAUAACUAUCUCUCAUCAUGUCCAUAAUUAUCUAACAGGUGUAGCUGACGGUGUGGGAGGUUGGAAGGAGUAUGGAGUGGAUCCCUCAUUAUUCUCUCAUCUUUUGAUGAAGAAUUGCAAAAGCUAUGCUAAGAAUUAUUGCGUUGACUCCGCCUUUCCUUUAAAAAUUUUAAAAACAGGCUACGAUACUAUGCUAUCGGAACAUCCAAACCUACUCGGAAGUAGUACUGCUUGCGUUAUGGUUAUCGAUAAGAUUACUGGAAUGUUAUAUUCCGUUAAUCUCGGUGACUCUGGAUUUGUAAUCAUUCGAGAUCAUUUUAUCAUUUAUCAAUCAAAGGAGCAACAACAUUACUUUAAUGCUCCAUAUCAGCUAACAUGCAAAACUCCAGAUCAGUCGUUUCUUGGAAACAUGCCAUCAGAAGCUGAUGAAUAUAGCUUUUUACUCAAAAGUGACGAUAUUAUUAUAAUGGCAACCGACGGUCUUUUUGAUAACAUGACUGGAAAACAAAUAUUAGAUAUUGUUAGUAACCAGCAGAAACAUAAUUCUCAGAGAAUUGCAAAUUGUCUAGUCGAAGAAGCCCGUAAGCUAGCAUUCGAUGAAUGCUAUAUAUCUCCUUUUGUUAGGAAAGCUAGAAUGCAUGGAAUUUAUGCUACAGGUGGAAAACCUGAUGAUAUCACGGUAAUAGUGGCUUGUGCCAGAUCACCGGUACAGUAG
Messenger RNA from Trichoplax adhaerens, 852 nucleotides. RefSeq lists its product as uncharacterized. NCBI's taxonomy places the organism in Eukaryota, Metazoa, Placozoa, Uniplacotomia, Trichoplacea, Trichoplacidae. The coding region runs from base 1 to 852 and encodes 283 amino acids. The record is from RefSeq and is a predicted model, not a curated record. The transcript has 5 exons.